Drosophila ananassae is the source of this 1894-nucleotide messenger RNA. Its product is annotated as polyubiquitin-C. Gene Ontology annotation, molecular function: protein tag activity; ubiquitin protein ligase binding. The coding region runs from base 20 to 1849 and encodes 609 amino acids. The record is from RefSeq and is a predicted model, not a curated record. Gene Ontology annotation, cellular component: cytoplasm; nucleus. Gene Ontology annotation, biological process: protein ubiquitination; modification-dependent protein catabolic process. NCBI's taxonomy places the organism in Eukaryota, Metazoa, Arthropoda, Insecta, Diptera, Drosophilidae. The transcript has a single exon.
ACCCACAGAAUAAUCCAAAAUGCAGAUCUUUGUGAAAACCUUGACUGGAAAAACCAUCACCCUGGAGGUGGAGCCCUCUGAUACCAUCGAGAACGUGAAGGCCAAGAUUCAAGACAAGGAGGGAAUCCCCCCAGACCAGCAGCGUUUGAUCUUCGCCGGAAAGCAGCUCGAGGAUGGCCGCACCCUGUCGGACUACAAUAUCCAGAAGGAGUCCACCCUCCACUUGGUCCUUCGUCUGCGAGGCGGUAUGCAGAUCUUCGUAAAGACCUUGACCGGAAAGACCAUCACCCUGGAAGUUGAGCCCUCCGACACCAUCGAGAACGUGAAGGCCAAGAUCCAAGACAAGGAGGGAAUCCCCCCAGACCAGCAGCGAUUGAUCUUCGCCGGAAAGCAGCUCGAGGAUGGACGUACUCUAUCCGACUACAAUAUCCAGAAGGAGUCCACCCUCCACUUGGUCCUUCGUCUGCGAGGAGGUAUGCAGAUCUUCGUGAAAACCUUGACUGGAAAAACCAUCACCCUGGAGGUGGAGCCCUCCGACACCAUCGAGAACGUGAAGGCCAAGAUCCAAGACAAGGAGGGAAUCCCCCCAGACCAGCAGCGAUUGAUCUUCGCCGGAAAGCAGCUCGAGGAUGGCCGAACUCUGUCGGACUACAACAUCCAGAAGGAGUCCACCCUUCACUUGGUCCUCCGUCUCCGUGGUGGAAUGCAGAUCUUCGUAAAGACCUUGACCGGAAAGACCAUCACCCUGGAGGUUGAGCCCUCCGAUACCAUCGAGAACGUGAAGGCCAAGAUCCAGGACAAGGAGGGAAUCCCCCCAGACCAGCAGCGUUUGAUCUUCGCCGGAAAGCAGCUCGAGGAUGGCCGCACCCUGUCGGACUACAAUAUCCAGAAGGAGUCCACCCUCCACUUGGUCCUCCGUCUGCGAGGAGGUAUGCAGAUCUUCGUGAAGACCUUGACCGGAAAGACCAUCACCCUGGAGGUUGAGCCCUCCGAUACCAUCGAGAACGUGAAGGCCAAGAUCCAGGACAAGGAGGGAAUCCCCCCAGACCAGCAGCGUUUGAUCUUCGCCGGAAAGCAGCUCGAGGAUGGCCGCACCCUGUCGGACUACAACAUCCAGAAGGAAUCCACCCUUCACUUGGUCCUCCGUCUUCGUGGUGGAAUGCAGAUCUUCGUGAAGACCUUGACCGGAAAGACCAUCACCCUGGAAGUUGAGCCCUCCGACACCAUCGAGAACGUGAAGGCCAAGAUCCAAGACAAGGAGGGAAUCCCCCCAGACCAGCAGCGAUUGAUCUUCGCCGGAAAGCAGCUCGAGGAUGGCCGAACUCUGUCGGACUACAACAUCCAGAAGGAGUCCACCCUUCACUUGGUCCUCCGUCUCCGUGGUGGAAUGCAGAUCUUCGUAAAGACCUUGACCGGAAAGACCAUCACCCUGGAAGUUGAGCCCUCCGACACCAUCGAGAACGUGAAGGCCAAGAUCCAAGACAAGGAGGGAAUCCCCCCAGACCAGCAGCGAUUGAUCUUCGCCGGAAAGCAGCUCGAGGAUGGCCGCACCCUGUCGGACUACAACAUCCAGAAGGAGUCCACCCUUCACUUGGUCCUCCGUCUCCGUGGUGGAAUGCAGAUCUUCGUAAAGACCUUGACCGGAAAGACCAUCACCCUGGAGGUUGAGCCCUCCGACACCAUCGAGAACGUGAAGGCCAAGAUCCAGGACAAGGAGGGAAUCCCCCCAGACCAGCAGCGUUUGAUCUUCGCCGGAAAGCAGCUCGAGGAUGGCCGCACCCUGUCGGACUACAACAUCCAGAAGGAGUCCACCCUUCACUUGGUCCUCCGUCUUCGUGGUGGAAUCUAAACCUAAUCUCAAUACAUUUCCAAUAAACACAAGAUUCAAGCAAGA